AUACCCUUUUGGUUUAUAUCGUUUCACAUUUCUUCCUUCUAUAUAUACCAAACCUCCUGGUAUCACUCUCCCUCACGAAACAAGACAACCCCCGGCCUGUUUUGUCAAUCUCCAUUUCGUUCAAAGAAACCUAGAAACCAGUUUGAUCAUCAAUCUUUUACAUGGCUUCUUUCAAAUUCCCCGUCUUUCUCUUCAUUUCCUCUCUUUUCCUCCAUGCUUCUCUAGCUGAGAUUAUUUGUGAAGAUUUGCCAAAGGAUGUGUGCGCGUUUUCCAUAGCAUCUUCAGGAAAGAGAUGUCUUUUGGAAACGGCGGUGCAGAGAGAUGGGAACGUAGAGUACCAAUGCAGGACGUCGGAGGUGGUCGUGGAGAGAAUGGCUGAGUAUAUCGAGAGCGAUGAGUGCGUGCGUGCUUGUGGGGUUGAUAGAAACUCCAUCGGCAUCUCCUCCGAUUCCCUUCUCGAGCCACAACUCACCGCCAAGCUCUGCGCUCCCCCUUGCUACCAAAAGUGCCCCAACAUUGUUGACCUUUACUUCAAUUUGGCCGCCGGUGAAGGAGUAUUUUUGCCUGAUCUCUGCGACGCUCAGCGCACCAACCCUCGGCGUACCAUGUUCGAGCUUUUGAGCUCUGGCGCUGCUCCUGGCCCUGUUUCCAGUGAACCAGGAUCAUUGGUCGGUGAAGCCCCUGCCCCUGCUCCCCUGUGAUCAAUUUAACUAGUCUGUUUUCAAUGGUUUCUUCAGAAUUACAUUGCUUCGAGAUGUAAAUUUGAUUGAGGAGAAUAAUCUAAGAGAAUUUUAGAGAGAAGAGGAGAGAAUUCGGGUUUUGUUUAUAUGAGUGGAGUUUGGUGAGUGCUAUGGUGUUGCCUUUUUCCUGUUCUUCUCUUCAAAACAAACAUAUGUGUUCCCAUUCAUUAUAAAUUAAUACUAUUCUCUCUCAAUAAAUGAUAACUCUUUCUAUAGCAAA
Theobroma umbraticum is the source of this 960-nucleotide messenger RNA. Its product is annotated as PAR1 protein. The record is from RefSeq and is a predicted model, not a curated record. NCBI's taxonomy places the organism in Eukaryota, Viridiplantae, Streptophyta, Magnoliopsida, Malvales, Malvaceae.